Molecule: messenger RNA, 2741 nt
Organism: Hylaeus volcanicus
Lineage: Eukaryota; Metazoa; Arthropoda; Insecta; Hymenoptera; Colletidae
Product: protein arginine N-methyltransferase 9-like
Exons: 8
Coding region: 279-2579 (766 amino acids)
Biological process (GO): peptidyl-arginine methylation
Molecular function (GO): protein binding; protein-arginine omega-N monomethyltransferase activity
Source: RefSeq, a predicted model, not a curated record
CCCUUACUGAUAUCACAUCGUUAGAUGACGCUUCGAGUAUAUUAUCGUUUAAUUGAGAUUAUAGCGCGACAGGCAUUAAUAAACAUAGCUCAGAAAUGUUAUUUCUCGAAUGUAUCGUAGGUUUUUCGUAACUGUUGAUAAACGAAACGUCCAGUGUCAAAUUUCUAUCGACGCAUCUCUGAGAUCGACUCCGUUUUCACGUUACGUUAAUACAGUAACAAGGGGCAUGCAGUUUCGUGAUAAAUACGAAUCAAGGGAAAUCCCGUGUCUCGUUAAGAAUGCAGAAGGAAGUAAACGAAAUAGUUGCAAAAUCAUUGCAGAAGGCUUAUGAUCAUGACAGAACUGGAAACGUAGGAAAGGCAUACGCGUAUUAUACGGUCGUAGCAGAGUUAUGUCCAGCGAGAAGGCCAGAAAUCGAAGAAGCUUUUGUUGACGUACUUUGUCAAUGGGGAAUGCAGCUUGCAUGCCAAGAUAGAUUUUCCGAUGUUGUUUUAUGUUAUACGCGUUCCUUAGACAUUUAUCCAAACAAUCCUCGUAUGUUAAAUAAUUUUGCUGCUCAUCUUUUAAGGAAUAAUGAUCCGAUAAAGGCAAUAGAAUAUUUAAAACGAGCCCUGAGAGUGAAUCCCAAUUUUCUGCCAGCAGAAAGAAACUUACAAAAUGCGUUUAGUAUGGCUGUAGAUAGGUGGCACUUCCCAAUGUUAAAUGACAAACAACGGAAUAAUGCAUUUGAGAAUGCCAUACGGAGGAGAAUUUCUCAAGGAUACGACACUGUAUUAGACAUAGGAACUGGUACGGGAUUAUUAAGUUUGUAUGCGCAGAAUGCAGGAGCUAAGAAAAUUUAUGCAUGCGAAUGUUCAACUAUAAUGAUUAAAAUUGCUGAGAAAGUAUUUGAAACUAACAAUGCUAAAGGCAUAAUAUUGCUUCCCAAGUUUUCUAUAGAUCUUACCAUACCUACAGACAUUACAGAAAGAGUGAAAUUAGUCGUUACGGAAACUUUUGAUGCUGGGCUAUUUGGAGAACAUGUGGUACCAUCCAUGAUAAGCGUUCAUAGAAAUAUUUUGGAUAGAAAUGGUACAGUGGUACCUAUGAGCGCGACGCUUUAUGUAGCGGCGGUCGAGUGUGAAUACAUAAGAUAUAGAUCAUCUGUAGUUUUUGAGAAAGUUAAAAAAUUCUGUCCUCUAAAUUUUGAUAAUAUAUCUGUAUUAUUAGAUGACGAAUAUUACGAUACGGAAAAUUUAAAAAAUGUGAAAAUUACGUACAUAACGGAACCUAGAGUUCUUUUCACUGUCAAUUUUAAUGACUUACUGGAUUUGCAACAAUUUAAUGUAGAUGGGGUAAAAAAUAUGAUAAAUGUAAAAUGUAGACACAACGGUACUAUAGAUGGUUUAGUUACUUGGUUUAAAUUGAAUCUCGAUGAAGAAAUAACUAUAGAUACCUCUGAAAGAAAGUCUUGUUGGCAAACUGCUAUUUUCCCGGCACUACCAAAAUUAUUCAUGCAAGGGGACACGAUAAGAAUUAAAGGAGAAAUAUUAAAAAGAAAAUUGAAAUGUUCUUACUCGUCUAACGAUGCCAAAUUUAACGAUUACGAUAAUCGAACAUUUUUAUAUCGCGUACCAAAAGAAGUUAUAACAUUUCUAAAUGACUUUGAAUACAUAAAGUUACUUACAGAAGUUAGUAAAUCACAAGUUAACAAAGAAAUAAGUUGCAUUUUGGAUACUUCUCCUUUUCCGAUUUAUGGAUUAAUGCUAUUAAAGGAGAAUAAAUAUAGUCAAAUUUUAUAUUACAAAACCGACAACACAGUGUUACGUCUUUUCAUACAACAAAUAGCGGAACAAAACGGAUUUAAACAUAAACUAUGUAUCGUGUCGAAGUAUAACCAUAUUAAGGUUUCCUUAGACACUAUAUUUGUGCAUGAUUUUGAUAUUAAAGGGGAAAUGAAAGAUGACGGUCAAGAACAUAAUUACGAAUUUUUUAGAUGUUUACUUAAACCAAAUGGCAUCUUAUUACCUGAACAAAUAUUCCUUAUAGGUCAACUCGUAUAUUCCGAAGAUUUGCCAAAUAUGGUUUAUGUUAAAGAUGAAAAUUUACAAGGAACGUCCGUGCUUGUAUUUAAUACAUCGAGUUCUGAAAAGGUGUACUUAUACGAGCGUGCAAAACCUGACGAUUAUGAAAAUGUACAAAAUACUUUUAGUAAUAUGAAUUCUUAUGAAAUCGCGCAACAUAUUAACGAAUUUAAGAUAAACCAAAUUUUUGACUUAAAUUCAAGUUUAUAUCUACACGAACCUUUAUCCGACGAAGUAAUAGUAAUGGAGAUGAAAGAAAGCGAAGUUGCCGAACGUAUAGUGAACUUCGGAAGAAUAAAUGCCGUCGAUAAUAAACCAUUACCAAAUACCUUGAUUUGUUGGUACAAAAUCAGAUUAACAUUGAAUCUUAAUUAUGAUACAAGAAGAAAUGGAUCGUUUAUGAAUCAUACUGCGAUACUACUGGAAGAUGAAUUGAAAAAUAUUAUUCUACAAGGGAACGAAGUGUGCAUAAAAGUUCAGCAGGCUGAAGGUGUAGUACGUAUAAAAGUCAAAUGAUGCCAACAAUAUCUCAAUAAAUCAUAUAAUUAUUUAUAAACAAAUCUAAAUGUACAUUUGUUUUGCACAUUUUAAUACCACUAUGUAUAUAAAAAUAGAAAUACUAUAAACAAUAACUUUGAUCAGUAAAAUUAUUUUGUAACAAUAAAAUUUUAUAAUUUA